UAAUCCUUCCGACAACUACUUUAAUUAUUCUUUGUUCCGACCUCAGUGAAGCUAACAUGGCAGCGGAGGGAGACGUCGACUUGGACCUCGAAGCCGAGGAAAACUGCACUGGAAAGCCGGUUGAAAAGCCUCGGAAACAUGACAGCGGAGCUGCGGAUUUGGAGAGAGUCACGGACUACGCGGAGGAGAAGGAAAUCUCCAGCUCUGAUUUAGAAACGGCCAUGUCUGUGAUCGGAGACCGAAGGUCACGAGAACAGAAAGCCAAACAGGAGAGAGAGAAGGAGCUGGCGAAGGUCACCAUUAAGAAAGAAGAUGUGGAGCUGAUUAUGUGUGAAAUGGAAAUCUCGCGCACCGUGGCAGAGCGCAGCCUGAGGGAACACAUGGGGAACGUGGUGGAGGCUCUGGUGGCUCUGACCAACUGAACACACAUUAACACACCGGACUGUUUUCCUCAAUGAGCAGUUUUAACUGUUGUUUCAAUCAACUCCAUCGUUUUUGUAUUUUAGUUUUAAAUAAAGGUUUGUUGUUUA
Molecule: messenger RNA, 530 nt
Organism: Nothobranchius furzeri (turquoise killifish)
Lineage: Eukaryota; Metazoa; Chordata; Actinopteri; Cyprinodontiformes; Nothobranchiidae
Gene: hypk
Product: huntingtin interacting protein K
Biological process (GO): negative regulation of apoptotic process; protein stabilization
Source: RefSeq, a predicted model, not a curated record